UCUGUCAAAACGAGGCAAGAUCAUUCUACUUCCGGGGUGUGAUUGUGUCGGUGCUAAAGACAUCAGUUUCCUGGAAUUAUUAGCAGCUAUGUCGAAAAAUACUGGUGCUAGCAAGUUCAGGAGGGUAGAUGUUGAUCAAUAUGACGACGAUCGCUUCCAAGACGAAGAUAACGAUGUUACCGAGCAGGGGCCAAACGAGGGGGAAGUGACAACACUCCUUACACAAGGAAAAAAUGCAGAUGCCCUAAGAUUAGUGUUGAGUAGCGCUCCAGUCACCACAAAGAACCAGAAUGUGAAGGAGCGUGCCAGCCAGAUAGUUGUGCGGGUGCUGACAUCCUUCAAGUCCAGUGAGGUGGAAAAAGCUGUGAAGUCACUAGAUGCAAGGUCAAUAGAUGUGCUGAUGAAAUAUAUCUACCGUGGAUUUGAGAAUCCAUCUGAAGGCAGCAGUGCCGUCCUCCUCACCUGGCAUGAAAAGACGUUUGCCGUGGGAGGUUUGGGAAGUAUAGUCCGAGUUAUGACUGACAGGAAGAAAGUCUGAAGGAGGCGUCAUCUGUCUGUGUCCGAUCACUUGUCUGACCAUGUCUUGACACAAUGUGUCUACAUUUGCAUGUACAGUACACACUACACACGUAAAGGAUUCUGCUUGUAUAACUAUAUACACCAAGAUACUCUGAAAUAACAAAAACAGGUUUUAUCAUGAAAACAUAUUUUACAAUGGUCGGUUUUGUUAUCUAAACUUGUACAAUUUUGUAUCAAAGCUUACAAAGACUGUAAACUUUUAUUUUAGAAAUAAAACCUCAUCCAAAAAUGCUGCUAUUCUUUCUGUUCUCAUAAUUUGCUCAAUAUAUUACUUACUGAAGGUUCAAAAAGAAGAACGUGGGACUCAGUUUGAUAAAUUGAUAUAUUUUAUAGGAUUAUUGUAAGAUUUACCAAAAAGGGCGAAGCCUAUGUCCAGGUUUUGAUCUGGUUCCAACUUGGUGAAGAAAAUGACCAAUCAAGAAACAAUCAUGAAAAUGACCUAAGGAACUUCUUUUGUUCCAAGGUUUAUGGGGGCGGUCGGGUAGCCUAGUGGUUAAAGCGUUCGCUCGUCACGCCGAAGACCCGGGUUCGAUUCCCGACAUGGGUACAAUGUGUGAAGCCCAUUUCUGGUGUCCCCCGCCGUGAUAUUGCUGGAAUAUUGCUAAAAGCGGCGUAAAACUGUACUCACUCACUCACUCACUCCAAGGUUUAUGAGCAAAGUUGCUUUCAAAUAGUUGACAGUGUUAAGGUCAUGUUUGAAGGUAGGACCCUGAAUUCCUCAGUGAAUAUUUAGAGCAAAUGUUCCUUGAUAAAGUAUUUUCCAAAUCUGUUUUUCACAUUCGCUUUUCUUGCAGUUAUUAUUUUUGAGGAGCAGACAAAUUUCCUCAGCUGUCAGAUUAAGUUUACCUCAAAUAUCGUAAACUGCGAGUCUGUACAGUUUGCUUUCAAACAUGUAUUCCAAGCUAUUGAACAAACACAAUGAUAGUUACAAUGUGUUAGAAUUGUUAACCAUCUUGUUUCACCUGUGAAAGGUGAGAUUGUACAAACAAAUACAUGUCACUAUUAAUGCUUUUGAUUAUCACAUUCUGUUUGUUUUAUUACCUGUUUUUCGGAUCACCCAAUAAAAAUGUAAUGUAAAAUGAAAUAGAAAAUGUUAUUUUUUUAUCAUUUCAAAAUGAACAAAGAUUGAUAUGGGAAGGGACGUACAUCGCCGAAUUAUCAACAAGAUACAUUUGUUUUCACCAAAAUGAUAAAACAAAAAUGAUAUUGAAAUGCAGCAACUGAAAUCAAUUGUUAUGUGAUAUUAUAUUCAAAUUGUGACCUUGAAACCUGAAAAAUCUGAAACUACUGUUUUUCCAUUCCACAUGUUCAUCACUGAUAUAAAUGCUUUUAUUAAUUGAUUCUGCCAUAUAAUUGUUUUUACCCCAAACUCCCCAAACCAAAUACUGAUUAUGAAGGUCGCAGUAUAUUCAUCGUGGCUCGUUUACUGUCAGGGACGGUCGGGUAGCCUGGUGGUUAAAGCGUUCACUCGUCACGCCAAGGACCCAGGCUUGAUUCCCGAUAUGGGUACAAUGUGUGAAGCCCAUUUCUGGUGUCCCCCGCCGUGAUAUUGCUGGAAUAUUGCUAAAAGCGGCGUAAAACCAUACUCACUCACUUAUAAUAAGCGUGUCAGCAACUCCGCAUCCUAUGAUGAACUCAAAGUUUCUUCAGCCAAAUAACUUCUUCUUCAUAUUCACUUGCCAAGUUUGCAGGCCGUGGAGUAGCCAAGUGGUUCUCUUGUCACGCCAAAUGCCUGGGUUCAUUUACCUACUGGGUACAAUAUGUACAGCCCAUUUUCCUCCGUGAUUUUACUGGAAUAUUGAUGACAGUGGCAUAAAACCAUACUCACUCACUCACUCACAGAUUUGCAUACACUACGGUUUAUCUCUGGCUAUAGAAACUGGUGAAGUAUUGAGGCUUGUAGGACAGUGUAAGAUGUAGAUCUAACUACAACUAGGGAUAAUCCUUGUUCCACUGACAUCCAUUCUGUGUAGAACAACAAAGUUUGUUUUCCCACUGACUUGUCACAGCUAGGUCUGUGCCCAUCUUCAUCAUGUGAUGUCAAGUUUAUCACAGAAUGAUUUUAUAUUCAUGUUUUCCAUAUAUCUGAAUAAAAUGAUAUGUAUUCA
Haliotis rufescens (red abalone) is the source of this 2687-nucleotide messenger RNA. RefSeq names its product actin-related protein 2/3 complex subunit 5-B-like. Gene Ontology annotation, biological process: regulation of actin filament polymerization; Arp2/3 complex-mediated actin nucleation; cell migration. Gene Ontology annotation, cellular component: actin cytoskeleton; Arp2/3 protein complex; cytoplasm. NCBI's taxonomy places the organism in Eukaryota, Metazoa, Mollusca, Gastropoda, Lepetellida, Haliotidae. Bases 89 to 538 code for a protein of 149 amino acids. Gene Ontology annotation, molecular function: actin filament binding. The record is from RefSeq and is a predicted model, not a curated record. The transcript is spliced from 4 exons.